GGGCAGAGCGUGAGGGGCGGCCUGCUUCUCCGGUGAAAGACGGCGCGCCACCUCCCCCGGGAGAGCUGCAGCACCCACGGACCCCGGGCGAGGCAGCAUGGGGGAGCCCAACCAUGUGGGGGCACCACGCCUGCUGCGGAUUUAGCUUCCUGCAGGACUGCUGCGGGACGGUGAUGCGCGGGAGCCGGAGGGUGCAGCCUGAGGUAACAGGGAAGCAAAGCACUGGAGUGGGCACUCUGCCCCAGCUGGAGGUGCCCGUCAAGCAGGUGGCGCUGAGCCAUGCCAAGACCCAGCACCAGUGUGACAACAUCCUGCCUCACAUCGCGAACAAGAGCAGCCACCAGACGCGCCAGGAAGAGAGACAGAGAGUGCUGCAUCUCCCUGCCAGGUUCAGCUCCUCAGUGGAGAACCUCAGUGAACCUUUAAGCCCCAAGAGUGUUAGCAAGAAGCCUGAGAAGGAGAGAUGCUUUGAGGGCCUCAGGCUGCCAAUAUCUCCCACAGAAGCACUGAAACACUUCCGAGACCGGUUGACAGAGUUUGAGCAAGAGGAGAUCAUGGACUACUCUGAGAUUUGGUUCCUUGGCCUGGAGACAGAGAAGAUUGAGGCCAAUCACAGCAUAUCCCCGAACUAUGGUUACGACGACGAGAAUGGAAGCUACAUCAAGGUCCAGCACGACCAAAUUGGGUACCGCUUCGAGGUUCUCGAUGUGAUCGGAAAGGGGUCCUUCGGACAAGUUCUGAAAUGUCUGGACCAUAAGACCAACGAGCUGGUGGCUAUCAAAAUGAUUCGCAACAAAAAGAGGUUCCACCACCAGGCUCUUGUUGAACUGAAGAUCCUGGACGUAGUGCGGAGGAAAGACAAGGACAACAGCCACAAUGUCAUCCACAUGAAGGAGUAUUUCUACUUCCGGAACCACCUCUGUAUUUCCUUUGAGCUCUUGGGAUCAAACCUAUAUGAGUUGAUCAAGAAGCACGACUUCCAAGGCUUCAGCCUGAUUCUGGUGCGACGCUUCGCUCACUCCCUGCUCAAGUGCCUGCAGAUGCUGCACAGGGAGAAGAUCAUCCACUGCGACCUCAAGCCGGAGAACAUCCUCUUGUCGCCGAAAGGACAUAGGGACAUCAAAGUGGUUGACUUUGGUUCCAGCUGCUAUGAGCAUCAGAGGGUGUACACGUACAUCCAGAGUCGCUUCUACCGCUCCCCAGAGGUGAUCCUGGGCCACGCCUACGGCCUGCCCAUUGACAUGUGGAGCCUGGGCUGCAUCCUGGCGGAACUCUACAACGGGUCCCCGCUCUUCCCCGGGGAGAGCGAGGUGGAGCAGCUGGCCUGCAUCAUGGAGGUGCUGGGAAUACCGGCCAGCGAUUUCGUCCAGUCAGCACCCAGAAGGAAGUUAUUUUUUGAUUCUAAGGGAACUCCCAGAAACAUCACCAACAGCAAAGGGAGGAAACGAAGACCUGGCUCCAAAGAUCUGGCUGGUGUCCUGAAGACUAAUGAUGCUCAGUUUCUGGACUUCCUUAGACGAUGCCUGAUGUGGGACCCUGCCAAGCGCAUGACACCAGAUGAGGCCAUGCGCCAUGAUUGGAUUCAGGAGGCCCGGACCCAGAAGAACCGCACCAAGACCCACUUUUCUAGGAAUCCCUUGGAGUCUCUGAUUGGUCCAGACAACAGCAAUGAGCAUGCACACUGCAAAGCAGCCAACAGCAAGAAAGCUGAGAAGGUCACAGUCAGUGGGCUCGAGAAGAUCAGGAAAGGGAAUUCUGGGAAAGGAGGCAAGACUGUAGCGGCAGAACGUCUGAGGCCCGUCGGGGCAUCAGCAGAGGAGAAAACGUGUGACUUAGGCCCCGGUGACUGGGGGGAAGCAGGUGACAAGACAGUGACAGGGGGAGAGAGGCCCAUCCACAUCAUCAUCAAACCUCAGAAGGAAUCAGCCGUGGACCCUGGAAGCCAGGAGCAAUUGCAACACCUGCCUCGGAUUUUAUAACCAUUAGAGGCAGAGACAGACUGGGGUCAGGGGGGCUGCUGUAUUUCUGGUGGAAGGUGGGGAGAGCUGACAAAAGCUUUUUGGAGCAGGGGGUAAUAAUAUGUAACCCUAUUGGCUGCCAUUGGUUCAUUUUUGCUUAAGGAGGCGUGUGUAUGUCAUACAUAUGCCUUUUGAACUCCAGCACGGGCAUGGUCUCUCUAUAGAAUGGCACCCUCUAAUGGCAGAGAAUGGAAAUGACAAAUUUCACUUCUGAUUGACAAUACUACAAGCCAAUUUAAAAGACUUAAGGGAAAACACAAUUCUCAAAAUCGAUCUAUUACAAUGAUACUAUUUCACCUUAAUAUCUGGAUUAAAAGAUACAAACAGUUUUACAAAAUUUUCGGUGAUGCUACAUUGAUAGUCAUCUCCAAGUCUGCAGGUGCUAGUUAGUAAUCCCCAACCAAGUUCACUUGCCUAAUAUCUUUAACAUUAUAAUUUAUCUGUAGUUAAUAAAGUUAGGUAUAUAUAUGUUAUAAUUUCAAAUUAGAGGUAUAAUGUCGAUUUUGGGAAAUAUGUUAAAAUCACAUGCCAUAUUUCAAAUGAUUAAGCGUUUAUAUAGCCUACCUCUUCUGAUUAAAACUGACUAAGAGCGGGGUUGUUUUGACCUGACGCAACACUAGUCUUUUAUUUGUGCCUUUUGAUAUCCCAUAAUGCCAGAGACAUAAGUGAUAAGCUUUGUUUUGUUAUUAAAUGCCAUUAUUUGGGCAUGCAUUCUUAAAUAGGUUUGUGUAAUACACACCUGGGCCAAAUUAAGCCUAGAUAUAACAAAUUACACUUGGAACGGUUCUUUAUCUCUUAAUAAAUAACUGAUUAGAAAGUCAAUCUGCAUAUAUAUAUAACUUUUUAUGCUAUAACAUUAUAUAGAUUCAAGGUCCUUAAUGUACAUUUUUUUACAUAGCAAAACAAUUUAUAUGAAUUCAAGAUUUUAAAUCACUGACGACACACCACCAUUGUGUGUCUUUAUUUUGUGGUGACCUUCAUUAUUUUUGUUUGUUUAGUGCAACAUACACAAAAGUUGUUAUGCUUAUAAAGUAAAUGUGAACAUUAGGCAAGGUUUUACUUGUUAAUACACGAUGUUGAAUUUCAUGAGAUGU
This is a messenger RNA of Brienomyrus brachyistius, 3112 nucleotides long. RefSeq names its product dual-specificity tyrosine-(Y)-phosphorylation regulated kinase 4 (gene dyrk4). Bases 114 to 1979 code for a protein of 621 amino acids. Gene Ontology annotation, cellular component: nucleus. Gene Ontology annotation, biological process: peptidyl-threonine phosphorylation; peptidyl-serine phosphorylation. The transcript has 13 exons. Gene Ontology annotation, molecular function: protein serine/threonine/tyrosine kinase activity; ATP binding; protein serine/threonine kinase activity. NCBI's taxonomy places the organism in Eukaryota, Metazoa, Chordata, Actinopteri, Osteoglossiformes, Mormyridae. The record is from RefSeq and is a predicted model, not a curated record.